AUGGUCCAGUCAAACCCUCCUGCAGUACCUGCUUUGAUUCCCAGGAAAUUGCUUUUCGGUAACCCCGAUAAGGCCUCGCCGCAGAUAAGUCCUGACGGAACAUACCUUAGUUACUUGGCUCCGGUCGACGGUGUCCUCAACGUUUGGGUGGCACCUGCCGAUAACCCAGGCUCGGCCAGGUCCAUCACAAGUGAUACAGGACGCGGGAUUCGCCUGCACGGCUGGACUUACAACGGAAACCAGGUCGCUUACCUCCAGGACAGCGGAGGGGACGAGAACUGGCACAUAUACACGGUCAACGUGGACUCCGGCGAGUCCAGAGACAUCACUGCCAUUGAAGGCGUCCGGGCUCAGAUCCAGGAAGCCAGCCCCAAACAUCCGAAACACCUCCUCGUUGGACUGAACGACCGGGAUCCUCAGUUCCACGACAUUUAUCGUGUUGACCUUGAUUCCGGCAACCGCACUUUGGUACAACAGAACGACGGAUUCGCAGGAUUCGUUACGGAUGACGAUCUCAACAUACGCUUUGCCGCCCGACUAACUCCCGACGGAGGUUCCGAAUACCUGCAAAAGUCGUCGGAUGGGAAUUGGAUACACUCGUUCACCAUCGGAAUGGAAGACUCAGUAACCACCUCGCCACUGGGUUUUGACAACACGGGCCGGAUCCUGUUCCUGGUCGACAGCCGGGGACGUGAUACAGCCGCGCUGAAGUCGAUAGACCUGGAGACGGGCACGGAAACGGAGUUGGCUUCAGACUAUCGCGCCGACGUGGACGACACCUUGAUCCACCCCACGGAAAAGACCAUUCAAGCCGUCUCUUUCAACUACGAACGCAAGAGGUGGCAAGUGCUGGAGGAAGCCUUAACCGCCGACCUGGAAUACCUGUCUACCGUCGCCGAAGGAGACAUGGAGGUCGUUAGUCGCACCCUGGACGACAGUUGCUGGAUAGUUGCCUAUUUGCUGGAUAACGGCCCGGUACGUUAUUACCGGUAUCUUCGGCAAGAGCGGGAAGCUCAAUUUCUUUUCACCAACCGGCAUGCCCUCGAGGAUCUGCCCUUGGUCAAAGUCCACCCCGUCACAAUCCAGGCCCGUGACGGGCUGGACCUGGUCUGCUAUUACUCCUUGCCCCUGGAAGCCGACCCGCAUCAAAUUGGCACAACACCGGAGUCCCUGCCCAUGGCUCUGCUGGUUCACGGCGGCCCCUGGGCGCGGGAUUCCUGGGGCUACAAUCCUGUUUACCAGUUGCUGGCUAACCGAGGGUAUGCUGUGCUGAGCGUGAACUUUCGCGGUUCCACGGGUUUCGGAAAGAACUUUAUUAAUGCCGCCAACCAUGAAUGGGGCGGCAAAAUGCACAAUGACCUGAUUGACGCGUUGAAUUGGGCCAUAGACCAGGGAAUCGCCGACCCGGAGCGCGUAGCAAUUAUGGGCGGCAGUUACGGCGGUUAUGCCACACUUGUCGGUAUGACCUUUACACCGGAAGUAUUCGCCUGCGGAGUUGACAUAGUGGGCCCCUCUAACCUGGUUACCCUGCUGAAUACUGUCCCCGCCUACUGGCAACCCAUGAUCGACCUGUUUACCAGCCGCGUGGGUGACCACCGCACCGAAGAGGGAACCGAGUUCCUGCUAGAGCGCUCUCCCCUUUCCUAUGUGGACAACAUUUGCCGGCCGCUUCUCAUCGGCCAGGGCGCUAACGAUCCGAGGGUCAAGCAGUCCGAGUCGGACCAGAUAGUUCAGGCAAUGCAAGAUAAGGAGAUUCCCGUAACCUACGUCCUUUAUCCAGACGAAGGCCAUGGGUUUGCCAGGCCGGAAAACAAUCUUUCCUUCUUUGCAGUGGCCGAAGCCUUCCUGGCACGGCACCUGAGUGGCCGGUACGAGCCUGUCGGUGACGACCUGACGGGAGCGUCCAUUACGGUUCCGGCGGGCCUGGAGGGUAUUCCAGGACUGACCGAAGCGUUAGGAUAA
Messenger RNA from Geodia barretti, 1962 nucleotides. The record is from the annotation of a GenBank genome assembly. NCBI's taxonomy places the organism in Eukaryota, Metazoa, Porifera, Demospongiae, Tetractinellida, Geodiidae.